Molecule: messenger RNA, 726 nt
Organism: Trichomonas vaginalis G3
Lineage: Eukaryota; Parabasalia; Trichomonadida; Trichomonadidae
Product: protein domain specific binding
Exons: 1
Coding region: 1-726 (241 amino acids)
Biological process (GO): signal transduction
Cellular component (GO): cytoplasm
Source: RefSeq, a predicted model, not a curated record
AUGAACGACGAAAGGAAACAAUGCGUUAUUAUGGCAACGGCGAUGAGCCAAGCUGAAAGAUAUGGAGAAAUGUUAUCUUAUAUGAAGCGAGCUGUCGAAAUAAAUCCAGUUUUAUCAAAUGAUGAACGCCAAAUUCUCGUUAAUGCAUAUAAAUUCACAAUUUCACCGAAAAGAAGAGGUAUUCGUAAUAUAUUCCGGUCUGAAAUGGACGAUAGUACUGCUAAUUUAUCAGAACAAACUCAAGCUGAAGUAAAAUCUAUCAAAAAGCAAAUCAUCACAGAAUUAGUAUCCUUAUGUGAAGAAUUCAUUGAUCUAAUUAACUCAAAAUUACUUCCUGUAAAUACUGACCCUGAUUCUAUUGUAUUCUACAAUAAAAAUAAGGGAGAUUAUUAUCGUUAUAUUUGCGAAGCUACAGAUGGUAACGAAAGAAUAGUUGCUACUAAGAGAGGUAUGGAAAGUUACGAAGUGGCACUUGAAAAAUCGAAAGUUGCUCUUCAGCAGUACACUCCAACCGCUCUUGGAUUGAUGCUCAAUUACACAGUUUUCUUAUAUGAAAUUUGUGAUAAGAAAGAUGUAGCUGUGAAGAUGGCAAGAGAGACAGUAAGUUUAGUUUCACCAAUUGUAGAACAAAAUAGUGCUAGUUCACUACCAGAAGCUAAAACUAUAUUGCAGCUUCUGAAUAACAAUAUUAGUCUUUGGCAGCAAGUCGAACAGAUUAGGAAAUAG